AUGCGGGGGGUGGGUCGGGAGGUAGGGCAGGGGCUAGGAGGUGGGUUGGGAUGCAAGGGAGGUAAAGGGAACAAGGGUGUCCAUCGGUUGAGAAUUGGGUCAUGGAACGUAGGUUCAUUGACAGGUAAAUCUAUAGAGUUGGCGAAGAUCCUCAAGAAGAGGAGAGUCAAUAUAGCAUGUGUCCAGGAGACAAGGUGGGCAGGGUCGAGCGCGAGGGACGCGGAUGGGUAUAAACUUUGGAACUUUGGAACCCAAACGGGUAAGAAUGAAGUCGGUAUAUUGGUGGAUAUGGAACUUAGAGAGUCUGUUGUUGAGUGCAUCAUAAACGUCGUUAGUGCCUAUGCGCCACAUAUGGGCCUAGAUGAAGAGGUUAAACGUCGCUUUUGGGAUGGGUUGGAUGAGAUUAUACGUCAGGUACCACCUACUAAGAAGUUAUUCAUAGGAGGGGAUUUCAAUGGACAUAUUGGGUCGACCGCAGGUGUGUAUGACGACGUGCAUGGAGGCUUCAGUUUUGGGGAGAGGAACGGAGGAAGAACCUCGUUACUGGACUUCGCUAAGGCUUUUGGGUUGGUGGUUGCUAACUCUUGCUUACCAAAGAGGGAGGAACAUUUGAGGAAGAAAAUGUCUGCUCGAGGAAGACUGAGAAUUAGGUGGAGAGCCUUAGCUAAGGACAAAGCUCAAGAGUUGGAAGGGCGGUUGUCGGUUAUGGGAGCUUGGAGGAGCAGUGGUGACGCGAACUCUAUGUGGUCAACUACAACAAACUGUAUAAGAGAGGCUGCGAGAGAGGUGUUAAGGGUCUCGACAGGUGUCUCCGGCAGGCACAAAGGAGACUGGUAG
This is a messenger RNA of Nicotiana tabacum (common tobacco), 837 nucleotides long. NCBI's taxonomy places the organism in Eukaryota, Viridiplantae, Streptophyta, Magnoliopsida, Solanales, Solanaceae. The record is from RefSeq and is a predicted model, not a curated record.